This is a messenger RNA of Panicum hallii, 1340 nucleotides long. RefSeq lists its product as uncharacterized. NCBI's taxonomy places the organism in Eukaryota, Viridiplantae, Streptophyta, Magnoliopsida, Poales, Poaceae. The record is from RefSeq and is a predicted model, not a curated record. The transcript is spliced from 12 exons. Bases 129 to 1028 code for a protein of 299 amino acids.
CUCCCUACGCCCCUCUCGUCGCCCUCUCCACCAGACCAGCUCAACGCCUCGCACGGGCGGACCUCGACGGGCCCUGAGCUAGGGUUUCCUCCGCCGCCACCUCCCAGUUACGCGGGCGGCCCGUAGCCAUGGCGAUGGCGCAGGCGGGCAUGGGCCUCACGAAGGUCGUGGUCCUCGUCGGCGCCGGCGUCGCCGGCUCCGUCGUCCUCCGCAACGGCCGCCUCGCCGAGAUUCUCGGCGAGCUCCAGGAGAUACUCGACAAGGGGAACAAGGGGAAGAGCGGAGUUGCUGGAGACGCGGAUGCCGAACUCAACGAGGUGCUCACCUCGCAGGUGCGUCGCCUAGCAAUGGAGGUCCGACAACUUGCUUCUUCACGCCCGAUUACUGUUCUUAAUGGCUGUUCUGGACCAUCAGGAGUAUCAGGUUUGAUAGUACCCGCAGCAACUGUAGGGGCACUGGGUUAUGGUUAUAUGUGGUGGAAGGGCAUCUCAUUCUCAGAUCUAAUGUAUGUCACCAAGCGCAACAUGGCAAAUGCUGUUUCAAGUAUGACUAAACAUUUGGAGCAAGUGCAGAGCUCCCUUGCUGCUGCUAAAAGGCAUUUGACUCAGCGCAUUGAAAAGUUGGAUGAUAAAUUGGAUCAGCAAAAAGCUAUAUCUGGACAGAUAAGAGAUGAUGUUACUGAUGCACGACUGAAGCUUGAGACUAUCGGUUCAGAAAUUAAGAACAUCAAAGAAUUGGUCUGGGGUCUGGAUGGGAAAAUUGAUUCAAUGGAAGCCAAACAGGACUUUUCAUGUGCCGGUGUGAUGUACCUCUGUCAAUUCAUAGAGCAAAAUGGUGGAAAGCUGCCGGAACGCCUGGAGGGCCCAAAAGUGUCUACGAAGCGUUUUGGAGGUCAAAAAUUCUUACAGGGAUUGCAACUGGCGAUAGAAUCAGGGAAUUAUGGUAAGGAAACCAUUGAUUCACUAAUCAACGACUCUGAUUCCUCUGAUAAGAUAAACAGGUCGGGCUCCAUCAAAUCUGUCAGCUAAUUAUUCCCCGGUUGACACCAAGGGUAAAACAUCUAUCAAGAUUUGAUGCCCCUCGGACUUAUUGUAAAGGGUAUUCAUUACAAGUGAACAUGUAAAGAGCUGCAGCCUUUUCUAAAGUUUAUUUGCUUGCAGGAAGUGCUGUUUGUCUAAUCUGCAAGCUUUGUGCAAAUGCUAGUAGUUGCUUCUUAGGAAAUUAGGCCAUGCUUAAAUUUUGUGGCUUUGCAUUGUGAUAUGAGAAUUUGAGGCAGCACUUUGCCGUAAAUAAAUGGACUACACUCUGGUUGGCUUGUGACUGGACUUGUAACUUCGAAA